CUCCCUCAAGGAGGGUUCAAAGGUCGCACCGUUCUCUUUCGUGUCUCUGCGGGUGAGACCUGAGCUGUGGGUGCAUCCAGCCCCGGGGUGUGGGCAGUGCGGCGGUCUCGGCUCUGGGAAAUUGCAGACGUCUCAGCAUGGUUGAGAUAGAAUGGGCAGAGGCCCAGCUCUCCGAGUUAGACCUCCUGGCCAGUAUGUUCCCUGGGGAGAAUGAGCUCGUAGUGAACGACCAGCUGGCAUUAGCGGAGCUGAAAGACUGUGUUGAGAAGAGGACGAUGGAGGAACGGUCAUCACACGUUUACUUCACAAUCAAUAUGAACCUGGACUUCUCUGAGGAAGCAGUGGAGACGUUUUCGCUGUCUUGCAUUCUUCCCUUUAAGUACCCUACAGCCCUGCCAGAGAUUACUGUCAGAUCAGCAUCACUGAGUAGAGCCCAACAGACUCAACUGAACACAGAUCUGAUAGCAUACCUUCAGAAGAACUGUCUUGGAGAUGUCUGUAUACUGAACGCCACAGACUGGGUUAGAGAGCAUGCCUCUGACUAUGUCAACAGAGAUGCCUCACCUUCCCCCGCCAAGGAAAGCCCAGCCCAGCCCCUGGAUCUCACCCUCACAAGGCUCUGGAUUUAUAGCCAUCACAUCUACAACAAAUGCAAAAGAAAAAACAUUCUAGAGUGGGCAAAGGAACUGUCCCUGUCUGGGUUUAGCAUGCCUGGGAAACCUGGUGUGGUUUGUGUAGAAGGCCCACAAAGUGCUUGUGAAGAAUUCUGGUCAAGACUCAGAAAACUAAACUGGAAGAGGAUUUUAAUUCGCCACCGAGAAGACACGCCUUUGGAUGGGACAAAGGAUGGGAUGGAGAAACAGCGGAGAUUUGCCAGUUUUGAAGAAAAGGUCUUCAGUGUCCACGGAGCCAGAGGGAACCACAUGGACUUUGGUCAGCUGUACCAGUUCUUAAAUGCCAGGGGGUGUGGGGAUGUUUUCCAGAGGUACUUUGGUGUGGAAGGACAGUGACUGAGCAGAGGGGCAGCGUGACCUGUUGGGUCACCUCACCGUUCCUCCUCCUCUGGUUGUUUUUUCUCAUUCUUUCUCGAAUUCUGAUUUUUGUUCCACUCUAGAAUGUUAUGGGGCUGGGGGCAUAAGAAGACAAUUAAUGUAGUUGAAAUGCAUCUGUUAAAACAUGCCAUAACUGAAUGAAGAACUGAGCGAGGUUCAGGUUAUGAACUUUACUAACAGAGAAGCCUGGAGAAAUGGCGCAGAGGUUCAGAGCAUUUACUACUGUCACUAUGGUCCUAAGUUCAGUUCCCAGCAGCCAUGGCAGGCAGCUAAUGAUCACCUAUAACUCAUACAUCCACGGUAUCUGAUGGCCUCUGUCCUCCGCAAGGGUGCAUGCACAAACAUAUAUACAUACAUGUACGCAGGGCAUCAGAUCCCAUGGAGCUGGAGUUACAGGAGGUUGGGAAUUGCCCAGUGUGGGUACGGAAGCCAAACUUGGGUCCUCUGCAAGAGCAAUACAUACUUUUAACCCCUGAGCCAUCUCUUCAACCUGGUGGAAACUUCUUGACAUGAGCUGGACAUGAUGGCACAUGCUUGUAAUCCCAGCACUUGGAAAAUAGAGAAAAGAGUAUCAGCAUUCAAGGCCAGCUUGGGCUACACAAGGCUGUGUCUUAAAAAACUAAAACAAAGUAAUUCAUAGAGACUUUUCAAGGACAAAUUAUAUGUGAAGGUAGUUUCGGUGGUUCAACUUGCUAGGCGUUUCCAACACCCGUCUGCCUUUACUGAGGAACCUGGGAACCUGUCUGCCCUUGGCCUUUGUUGAAGCUAUUAUCUGUCUAUAGGUUACAGCUGCAGGAUUUCUGAGGAUGAAUUUGCUCCUCUUUCUGCCAUGAAUCUUGAAGGCAUGGCAGGAGAAGGGAAGGAUGGCCCAAGACAACUGCAGAGAUGCCAUUGCUACUUACCACGUGGGGACCCAACAUUAAUCCUUGGUGAUCUUCAGACCUUUGAAAUAAAGUGAAUUUUUAACGUCU
This is a messenger RNA of Phodopus roborovskii (desert hamster), 2023 nucleotides long. It is a transcript of the gene Rwdd2b, whose product is annotated as RWD domain containing 2B. The coding region runs from base 138 to 1010 and encodes 290 amino acids. Gene Ontology annotation, molecular function: protein binding. NCBI's taxonomy places the organism in Eukaryota, Metazoa, Chordata, Mammalia, Rodentia, Cricetidae. The transcript has 5 exons. The record is from RefSeq and is a predicted model, not a curated record.